Messenger RNA from Aspergillus heteromorphus CBS 117.55, 1720 nucleotides. RefSeq names its product metalloendopeptidase WSS1. The transcript is spliced from 2 exons. The record is from RefSeq and is a predicted model, not a curated record. NCBI's taxonomy places the organism in Eukaryota, Fungi, Ascomycota, Eurotiomycetes, Eurotiales, Aspergillaceae. Bases 258 to 1505 code for a protein of 415 amino acids.
CUCUCGUCUCGGGGUCAUGUCCGUCAUCCGCCAUUGCGCGUUGAGGUCCUGUUGGGACACGUUUCACAUGCACUGAAAAACUUCAGUCAUGAUUACUACCUGGCGGAGGCGGUAGCGAGCAUCUGCAUCGAGAUCUGUACUAUCAUUCUGUCUUCUCCCUCUCUCUUCUCGCGAUUUUAAAUCAUCCUCUCACUCUCGUUUAUAUCCCCGACCAACUCUCACCCCAUUCUUCUCGCGUUUUCAUCCCCAUCGUCAUCAUGCGGGAAAUAGACCCGCUGGUCUUCGAAUACCAGCAUGACAAGCACCGGCCGCGAGAAUCGGAGGCCUUGUUAGUUCUACAGAAGGUCGCGUCCCUCGUCAAGCCAAUUAUGCGGCGUCGUGGCUGGAGGGUAGGGACCCUUUGCGAAUUCUACCCGCAUCAACGAAACCUCCUUGGUCUCAACGUCAACGCGGGCCAGAAGAUUUGUCUACGACUGCGGUACCCCUCGGAUGAGCGCCAGUUUCUACCUCUAGAUCACGUGUUAGAUACUAUGCUCCAUGAGCUCUGUCAUAUCGUGCAUGGCCCACAUAAUCAGCAGUUUAAUGCUCUUUGGAACCAAUUACGCGACGAGCAUCAAGAGCUCGCUAUCAAAGGCUACACGGGCGAAGGGUUCCUUUCUCAUGGCCGCCGCUUAGGUGGCCGUAAGAUGCCUGUCGAUGAAGCCCGUCGAGUAGCCAGAGCAGCCGCAGAGCAAAGACGGACUCUUUCCGCGGGAUCGGGACAGCGACUCGGCGGCGCGGCUGUCCUACGUGGGACCAAUAUGCGGAGAAUUAUUGCUGAUGCAGCACAGAGACGCAUGGAGGUGACGAAUGGCUGCGCAUCGGGUGCCGACAACAGCACAGAACUCGUAGAGGAGGCCUCUAAGAAUGGCUUCCGGACCAAGGCAGAGGAAGACGAUGCCAAUGAGCGCGCAAUCAUGGAGGCGUAUAUCGACUUGAUUGAGCAGGAAGAGCGAGAGAGAUACGGCCCUUCCUACAUCCCUCCGAGUCAGGAUAAUCCCGCUGGACCUCGGACAACGCUCUCCCCGCCACCUGUUCCAGAGAGCAGCAGGCCAACUGCGUCCCCGCAACCCGCAGAUCCUAUUGACCUUACGUCCAUAUCUGAUGACAGCUUAUACAAUAAACCCUGGGCAUGUCCAACUUGUACGCUCGAGAACCCGGCUGAUUUUCUCUGUUGUGACGCUUGUGCAUCGGAGCGGCCGCGGCCAUCAGCAACAAGGUCUGCAUCUGGACCCCCUGCUAUAGGUUCAAGUGAUCCGAAGCCUGUGAACAGGAAGCGCCGAAUGGGUUCUUCGACUAUCCAAAAACCAUUCAAGAACCGGGUCCGGGCUGUGGAGUCUCUUGCUGCCCUCGAACAGAACGCGAACAAGCGACCCCUCGGAUGGCUAUGUGACAGCUGCGGGUCAUUCAUGGAAACCGAAUGGUGGACAUGUUCAAACUGCGGAUUGAUGAAGCGUACAUCUUGAAUAAUCUUGUGUUGUUUGGCAUGGGUGUUUUGGUGCGGAUUUGUUACUCUGGAUAUACGCGGGCCUGCCAGAUCUUAUGAUUCAUGACCGGACAUGACAUAUAGGAAUGUUAUGAUAGACCCCCAAGGAGCUUAAUAAUGGCUGCCAUAAGCCGCUCCCGUUCUGCUCUGAACCUGCAAUCUAGACGAACCUCGAGACUACUAAUAAGUGACUGC